AUGGAUGAUUUUGAUGAGAAUAAGGACAUGUGUCCUAUCUGUAAGACAGAUAGGUAUUUGUCGCCGGAUGUUAAGUUUCUGGUGAACCCUGAAUGUUACCAUAAGAUCUGCGAAUCAUGUGUGGAUCGUAUUUUUAGUUUGGGUCCAGCACAGUGUCCUUACACCAGAUGUGAUAAGAUUUUGAGAAAGAAUAAGUUCAAGACUCAAGUGUUCGACGACGUAGGGGUGGAGAAGGAGGUGGAUAUAAGAAAACGUGUGUUCAACGUGUUCAAUAAGACUCUAGAGGAUUUCGAUGGGAAUUUGGAUGAAUUCAACAAAUAUUUGGAAGAAAUGGAAGACAUUAUCUAUAAUCUGGAUCAUGGCAUAGAUGUAGAGGAUACGGAAGAGAAAUUGCACUCAUACGAAGAGUUGAACAGACAGUUGAUUUUGAACAAUAUCGAGAGAAACAGACAAGAAUUACAAAAUUUUGAACAAAGACAACAUUUUGAGAAAGAAAUGAAAAUGAAGAAACGUAUGCUGGAGAAACAAAUCGAUGAAGAAGACAAAAUGAAUAAAGAAUGGGCUAGAAGAGAGAUCGUGAAUAGACUAACGACCACUGCAAGCACAGAAGAUGUUAUUGAAGGUGUUAAAAAUACUGUUAAAUUGAAAAAAUCAUCUGCACGUAGAAAACUGGAAGAAAUCAACAGAGUAUUGAAGAGCAACUCAUAUCUGGCAUCUACAGUUGGUUUGAAUGCUUCAAGAAUAAAAAAAUCCGUGCCAUUCACACCUUUCAAUGGUGACCGUGAUCCAUUUAAACGUUAUAUAAUGAACGAAAUUGUAUAUGAGGAUCCAUUUAUUAAAGAUUUAACUAAAAAGAAUGAAUAUAUAGCAUCUGGUUUCAGAACUGACUUUGUGUAUGAUAGACUAUUAACAGAGGCAUUUAUGGGGCUAGGUUGUGUUCUUUCGGAAGAGUUACAAACCUCUUAA
This is a messenger RNA of Tetrapisispora phaffii CBS 4417, 966 nucleotides long. It is a transcript of the gene TFB3, whose product is annotated as TFIIH/NER complex subunit TFB3. The record is from RefSeq and is a predicted model, not a curated record. Gene Ontology annotation, biological process: nucleotide-excision repair; positive regulation of cyclin-dependent protein serine/threonine kinase activity; regulation of transcription by RNA polymerase II. Gene Ontology annotation, cellular component: transcription factor TFIIH holo complex. Gene Ontology annotation, molecular function: cyclin-dependent protein serine/threonine kinase activator activity. The coding region runs from base 1 to 966 and encodes 321 amino acids. Lineage: Eukaryota; Fungi; Ascomycota; Saccharomycetes; Saccharomycetales; Saccharomycetaceae. The transcript has 2 exons.